Molecule: messenger RNA, 2030 nt
Organism: Drosophila albomicans
Lineage: Eukaryota; Metazoa; Arthropoda; Insecta; Diptera; Drosophilidae
Gene: CCT1
Product: T-complex protein 1 subunit alpha
Biological process (GO): protein folding
Cellular component (GO): chaperonin-containing T-complex
Molecular function (GO): ATP-dependent protein folding chaperone; ATP binding; ATP hydrolysis activity
Source: RefSeq, a predicted model, not a curated record
UCACUCUGAGUCAGGCGGUUUAGCGUGCGGCAAUUUUUCACUGAAAGCAGAGGCCAAGUGUUAUUCAUUUGUUUGAAUUUUUUUAUUAAAAGUAGCAGAACACAAACGAAACAUGUCGACAUUGGCGAGUCCUUUAUCCAUCGCAGGCACACGACAGUCCGGCGCCUCAGUGCGUUCGCAGAACGUGAUGGCAGCUCUCUCUAUAUCAAAUAUUGUGAAGAGCUCGCUGGGUCCCGUUGGCUUGGACAAAAUGUUGGUGGAUGACAUCGGAGAUGUGACGGUGACCAAUGAUGGAGCCACUAUUCUGCGUCUGCUUGAGGUGGAGCAUCCAGCUGCCAAGGUGCUGGUGGAAUUGGCCCAGCUGCAGGAUGAAGAGGUGGGCGAUGGAACCACAUCUGUUGUUAUUUUGGCCGCCGAGCUGCUGAAAAACGCCGAUGAGCUGGUCAAGCAGAAGAUUCAUCCCACUUCCAUCAUCUCCGGUUAUCGUAUUGCCUGCAAAGAGGCCUGCAAAUACAUUUCCGAGCAUCUGACGGCUCCAGUGGAUGAGCUGACGCGUGACUCAUUGAUCAACAUUGCAAAGACUUCGAUGAGCUCGAAGAUCAUUGGUGCCGAUGCUGAGUUCUUUUCGGCUAUGGUUGUAGAUGCGGCCCAAGCUGUCAAGAUCACCGAUCCCAAGGGACAGACAGCGUAUUCCAUUAAGGCCAUCAAUGUGCUGAAGGCUCAUGGCAAAUCGGCUCGCGAAUCUGUAUUGAUUCCUGGCUAUGCCCUGAACUGCACCAUUGCUUCGCAGCAGAUGCCCAAGAAGAUUGUGAACGCUAAGAUUGCCUGCCUUGACUUCUCGUUGCAAAAGACAAAGAUGAAGAUGGGUGUCCAGGUGUUGAUCAACGAUCCCGACAAGCUGGAGGCCAUUCGUGCUCGUGAGCUGGACAUCACAAAGGAGCGCAUCAACAUGAUCUUGGGCACCGGCGUCAACGUUGUGUUGGUCAGCGGCGGUGUCGAUGAUCUCUGCAUGAAGUAUUUCGUUGAAGCAGGCGCCAUGGCUGUGCGUCGUGUGAAGAAGAGUGAUCUGAAGAUUAUUGCCAAGGCCACAGGCGCCGCUUUCCUCACAUCAUUGACAAAUAUGGAUGGUGAAGAGAGCUUCGAUGCCUCCAUGGUGGGCGAGGCAGCUGAGGUGGCACAGGAGCGCAUCUGCGAUGAUGAGCUCAUCCUCAUCAAGGGCACCAAAGCACGCGCUGCUGCUUCCAUUAUUCUGCGUGGUCCCAACGACUUCUACUGUGAUGAGAUGGAGCGCUCCGUCCAUGACGCUCUCUGCGUGGUGAAGCGUGUGCUUGAAAGCAAAAAGGUCGUUGCUGGCGGCGGCUGUGUGGCUGCUCUCUCCAUCUACCUCGAGAACUUUGCCACUUCGCUGUCGUCGCGGGAGCAAUUGGCUAUUGCCGAGUUCGCCAAAUCAAUGUUGGUCAUUCCCAAAACACUGUCGGUAAAUGCCGCCAAGGAUGCUACCGAUUUGGUGGCUAAACUGCGCUCCUACCACAACUCCAGCCAGACAAACACUAAGCACGGUGACCUGAAGUGGACCGGCUUGGACUUGAUUGAGGGUGUGGUCCGUGACAACAAGAAGUCCGGCGUUCUGGAACCAGCCAUGUCCAAGAUCAAAUCGCUGAAGUUCGCCACAGAGGCAGCCAUCACAAUUUUGCGCAUCGAUGACAUGAUUAAGCUGAAUCCUGAGGAUAAGAGUGGCAAGAGUUACGCAGAUGCCUGCGCCGCUGGCGAGCUUGAUGGUUAAAAGCUAUCAUAGUUAGUGGCUCAUCAACUAUCAUUUCUUUAACUCUGUUAGGCAUUUAAUCUUAUGUAUCACCAACACUCACUGCAAACUUUCGCCCACCCAUUUAUUUGUAAUAACAAUUUAAUUGUUUCGUUUGCUAACCUGCGAUUUGUAUUAAUUCCGCACCAUAAUUCAAACUUUCUCAUUCACGUAACAUGCAUAAUAAAUGGAACUUCAGAAUAUGCUGCGGCGUAUGCCAAAACUACAA